This is a messenger RNA of Nicotiana tabacum (common tobacco), 1188 nucleotides long. Its product is annotated as putative pectinesterase 29. Gene Ontology annotation, molecular function: pectinesterase activity. Gene Ontology annotation, biological process: pectin catabolic process; cell wall modification. The record is from RefSeq and is a predicted model, not a curated record. NCBI's taxonomy places the organism in Eukaryota, Viridiplantae, Streptophyta, Magnoliopsida, Solanales, Solanaceae.
AUGGCUUCUUUUUUCUGUAAAACUCUUGUUUUUUUCUUCAUGGGGUUUGUUGAACUAGGAAAUGCAAGAUAUAUUAGUGAUUUUCAGUGGAAACAGCAAAAGAUGAAGUACACAACAGUGUAUGUGGAUCCAUCUGGACAUGGCCAGUUCAAAACUAUCCAAUCAGCCAUUGAUUCUGUCCCUCAAAAUAACCAAAAUUGGAUCUGUAUUAACAUCAAAGCUGGACAAUAUAGGGAACAAGUGAAAAUCCCUAGAGAAAAGCCAUAUAUUUAUCUUAAAGGAGGGGAUCAAGGAAAAACAAGUGUGACUUGGGAUGCUCAUGACUCAAUUGCUACAGAUGCUACUUUCACUUCAGAAGCUGAUAAUACAAUUGUGGAAAGCAUAACCUUUAUAAAUUCUUACAAUUAUCCUCCGAAAAGCAACAAUAAUCCGAGGGUGGUGGCGGUGGCGGCGAUGAUUUCCGGCGACAAGUCGGUGUUUUAUAGGUGUGAAUUUCUUGGAUUACAAGACACAUUAUGGGAUGUUCAAGGAAGGCAUUAUUUCAAGCUUUGCACCAUUGAAGGAGCUGUUGAUUUCAUCUUUGGUAAUGGUCAAUCUCUUUAUGAGAGUUGUACUAUAUCAGUAAAUGCAAGAGCUUUAGAAGGAUUGACAGGGUUCAUAACAGCACAAGGAAGAUCAAACCCUAAAGAUGAAAGUGGUUUUAUUUUCAAAAACUGUAAUGUUAUAGGAAGUGGACAAACAUUCUUGGGCAGGCCAUGGAGAGACUAUGCAAGAGUUAUAUUCUAUGGUUGCAAUAUGUCAAAUGUCAUCACUCCUGAAGGUUGGACUGCUGGAGUUUAUGUUGGCAAAGAGAAACAAUUAACAUUUGCUGAGGAAAGUUGCAAAGGAAUGGGAUCAAGCACUUCAAAAAGAGUGCAAUGGGAAGCCAAGUUGAGCCAACAAGAGUUACAACAGUUAACAAGUCUUUCCUUCAUUGAUAACGAGGGCUGGAUUACGAAACAACCCCUAAAAAUGGAUAUUCUCAAUCAAAAUGAUCCGACUGAUGUCAACACACAUGCAAGUGCAGUUGCGGCGGCCGGUGGAGUUGCUAACACCAGUGUUGACAUUAACAACCCUCUUUGCCUUCAUCCUUCUGAUAACCCUGGGGCUAUGCUGGUUUCUUCCCCUUUCAAUAGAAUUGGAUAUUGA